Messenger RNA from Microplitis mediator, 1209 nucleotides. RefSeq names its product TBC1 domain family member 5 homolog A-like. The transcript has 2 exons. The coding region runs from base 219 to 1169 and encodes 316 amino acids. The record is from RefSeq and is a predicted model, not a curated record. Lineage: Eukaryota; Metazoa; Arthropoda; Insecta; Hymenoptera; Braconidae. Gene Ontology annotation, biological process: spliceosomal snRNP assembly. Gene Ontology annotation, cellular component: SMN complex.
CUCUUUGCUCGUGAAACGAAACGUCAAAAUAAAUAUACCAAAUUCAUAACCUCGAAACUUUGUUCUUUCUCCGUUUUCAAACUCUUGUUUACAAGAAUUACAUUUUUUUUUUUUCAAUAAUUUAAUUAACUAACACUAAUAAAAUAAUUUUUCAUAAAUAAAUAGUGAAGUAAAAAAAGCAUAAAAAUGCUGCUCAUACCAUAAGUGCUUAAUAAAUAAUGGAAAUAACUAAAAAAUGUGCAAAGACUCAUAGACGUAGAAAGAGGUUAAUUAAAAAUCGUCGUAAAAACAGAAACAAGUAUUACAGUAAAUUUAAAUUUAAAAAUAAUUAUAACAAUCAAUUUAAUAAUCAUAUAAUUAGUGAUGAUCCAUUGUUUAUAAACAAUAAAAAUAUAAUGGAUUUCAAAGUACCUGACUCAUUUUGGGACACUUAUAAAUUUGCUCAAGAUUGGCAACACAAGCAUCAAGUUAACUGGUGGAAGUCCAAAUGUAUUGCAUUAGAGCAUGAAAAUAAUUUGUUACGUGACAAAAUACGUGAACUAGUUGGUUAUUAUAAUAAUAAUAAUGCUAAUAUUUAUGUAAAUAAACAACAAAGUGAUUCAAAUUAUGAUAAACAAAAAAAUUAUCGAAAUCGUAAUUUUAAAAAUCAAGAAUUAUAUUCAUCAAAACAAAAUAUAGAUAAUUCUAGUGAUCAGAAUCAGUAUGAAGAUUUUAAAAGAUUUGAAUUAGAGUCAAAUGGUCAAUGUCAAUAUUCAUCAAAUAAUUAUCAGUACUUUCAAUAUCAAUACCAAGAUUCAAAUCAAUUUAAUAGUUCUACUGGUCAGUAUGCAGAAGAAGAAGAAAAAGAGGAAGAAGAAGAAUUUAGAGAGGAAGAAGAACUAGAGUUCCAAGUUGAUGAAGGUAUGAUGAAGUUUCUUGAGCAAAGUAUUCGGCACAAAAUGGAACUAAAACGCAAGCGAGAGCUAGCGGCUGAAGAAGCCAAGAAUGACGAGGUUGAAAUAGUUUCACAUGAAAAUGAUGACAAGAUACGUUUAGAAGAAGCUAAACUCCUGUACGGAGUGGCUUGUUCACGGGUCAUUGCUAUAGAAACAACAAUGCAGGUGUCUAUUGAUAAGUAUAAAGCUAAAGAAGAGCCGGAGUACUGGCCUAUUAUACCUCUUAAGCCCUAAUAAAUUAGUAUUGUAAGUAAUAUUUUAAUUUUGAAUUUUU